Molecule: messenger RNA, 873 nt
Organism: Lithohypha guttulata
Lineage: Eukaryota; Fungi; Ascomycota; Eurotiomycetes; Chaetothyriales; Trichomeriaceae
Exons: 1
Coding region: 1-873 (290 amino acids)
Source: RefSeq, a predicted model, not a curated record
AUGUCAGACCAGAACCAGGAAGCGCGAAAUCUGUUACCUUGUCCGUGCUGCAACCAGCUAGUAGAAGAGAGACUUGUCAAUGCCCAUCUCGAUACAUGCGUGGUCGUCGAGGAGAAGCAAGAGCGACCGAAGAAGAUCAAGCUCGUCUUCAAGCCAGCCUCCAGUGCGCCUUCCCCGAAGAAAUCUCUCCGUUUGCUAGCGAAAAAAUUCGCCCAAGCCACAAAGGCCAUUUGUGACUGUAACGAAUAUCUUUUGAAAUUCCAGAAGGAAAGCGAACACAACCCAGCCGUCCUCGACGAUGAAAAGCUUAUAGCGACUCAAGCUAUACUCGCUGAGGCUGAGAUACAUCGUGAAGAAUUGUUGAGACAGGCGACUGGCUUGAGUCAGCAAGAAAAGAUUGAAUUCACUAAGAUCGCGCAGCAAGAAAUGCUCAAACUCAAAAAGCAAACAUGGGACGAUGAGUCAGCAGCGGAAGAAUCGGAAUGUGAAGAGUCAAAAUCACCCGCACAGCCUCUCCAAGUCCCAGCAUGGCUGUCCAGCAGCACGUCAGGAGUUGAGGCACGAACCUUCCAGAAUGGAUACAUGGACAGGCAUGUCUUAGCCGGAAGAUAUGGUCGUAAGAUGCAGAGUCUCGCAGACCAAGCACUCAGGCCAGAUCUUCGCAUCUAUCGGGGAGACGACGGAAAAGCUGAGCUAGCCAAAGUAAGGGCGGCUUAUACGCAAGCGAUGACAUUGGUUGCAGAUCAGGAGGAUUUGGCAAAAAACGAAGAGUUGAUGGCUGCUGAAGCCGCCACUUCCACAAGGUCAAGACGGAAGGACGAAGUUGACAGGAAUUGGAGAGAAGAAUUUCCAGGAUGGUAUGCUGAGGAGUAG